GUUGAAGGACGAAGGAGAAGCGGGGAGCUGCUGCUGACACAUUCUGCUCAGCACCACGGACAGCGAACCAUCGGGAGCUCGGACACAAGCUAUCCAUCGAUAUUGAACUGAACUGGCAAUGAGGAGUUUGGUUUGGAGGGAGCUACUAAUUUUCAUUUGAUCACACAAAGACUUUUUCGCUGCUCGCCAAAUUAGAACAGGAGGAAACAAAACUACAACUGGCACCCACAAUGGAGCCCCUAGACCAGACCUACUGGUUUCCCCUCGCAUCAGACCUCAACUCCUCCUUUGGAGCCACUCCCUCGCCCUUCCUCUUCUCCUACCCCCACCUCUUCAACAUCUCCUCCAACCUGUCCACUCAAAGUGUGCCCUUCCAGGGUAGCAGCACUCUGAUGACCGCAGUCAUCUCCCUCACAGUCUUCAUGGUGGGUCUGACUGGCAACACUCUGGCCAUCUAUGUGGUGCUGCGCUAUGCCAAAAUGAAGACAGUCACCAACAUCUACAUCCUGAACCUGGCUGUGGCCGAUGAGCUCUACAUCAUCGGGCUCCCCUUCCUCACCACACAGAACGUGCUCUCCUAUUGGCCGUUUGGCUCCUUCCUGUGCCGCGUGGUCAUGACAGCAGACUCUAUGAACCAGUUCACGUCUAUUUUCUGCCUGACGGUCAUGUCCAUCGAUCGUUACCUGGCUGUGGUUCAUCCAAUCCGCAGCACCAAGUGGAGACACCCCCGCGUGGCCAAGGUGGUGAGCGCAGCCGUGUGGGCCGUGUCCUUUGUGGUGGUCCUGCCUGUGGUCAUCUUCUCUGAUGUUCAGGACACAUUUAACUCCUGCAACAUGAACUGGCCCGAGCCAAAGAAUGUGUGGUCGACAGCCUUCAUUCUCUACACUGCCACAGUCGGCUUCUUUGGACCGCUGCUAAUCAUUUGCCUCUGCUACCUACUGAUCGUUAUCAAGAUGAAGUCGUCAGGGGCGCGAGCGGGCUUCACCAAGCGGCGGCGUUCAGAGCGCAAGGUGACGCGGAUGGUGGUGGUGAUAGUGGUGGUGUUUGUGCUCUGCUGGCUGCCAUUCUUCAUCAUCAACAUGGUCAAUCUGGUGGUCAUCAUCCCUGAGUCCAGCGCUACUGCCGGAAUUUACUUCUUUGCUGUCAUCCUGUCCUACGCUAACUCUUGUGCCAACCCGGUGCUCUACGGCUUUCUGUCGGACAACUUCAGACAGAGCUUCAGGAAGGUGCUGUGUGUUAGGAGUAUGAGGUGCAAGGCCAAUGGAGUGGAUGAUGGCGACCCCAGUGCUCCGCGCACUGAAAAGACCACAGCACACGACUGCGUCCUUCUCUCUCCUCGUAACCAGGUCUACCACGAUCCUCAGAGCAGCCAGAUCUCUCCUCACGCUCCAGGCUCGCCCACCUCCCACACAGCGGCAGACCUUCACCGCUCCACCCCUACAUGUCAGCCUCUCUCCACUUGCCCAGGAACCGGACCCACCGCUACUACAGCAGUCUCCAGGCUAACCUCCAUCGUAACCUCGGCUGAACUUCCCACCGUCACUGCCCUGACUACGCCCUCCUCCCCUGCAUCCAUAGCUCCGCAGGAACAGGAGCUAUAGAGUGAUGAACAUCAGGCGUUUAAGGAAGUGAAAAGAGAAGCUAUGGAGGAAUAGCAUGAUGUAAGACUACAGAUGUGGAAGCACAGGGAUUGGAUUAGCUGAUCAAAAAAGCAAAAAUGGAUGCUUUUCUGCAGCUGUAAUGUAAAAGUCCAUUCCCAGGACGACAUGAACACUCAUUCUAUUUUUCAUAUCUCAGUGUGUAUCUAUAUGACUCGCCCAGCUCUUCAACAAGCCCUGUUUUUCUCUCCAUCCAGCCAUGUGACAUAAGUGCCUUUCCAGCCACUUUCAGCAAACAUCAAGGCUUCUCAACAGACGCAGGAAUGCUCACAGUUUCCUUCUUUCAUGUGUCACACUAAAUGUAAGAAUGUAUUUCCUUUUCCGAACCAAAAAUGCCACUGAGGACACAUUUAAAGCCAGUGGAGAAGAUUUCCUGCAGGUAUAUCUCAAGUUUAUUUGGUAAACCGGGCAUUACAGAGUUUUCUCUCUAUUUGCAAACACACAUUAUGGUUCAGUGUGGAAAAAAUGAAAGGAAUUUUCAGAUAAAAGCUCACCUACUACAGCUUUAAUUAAACAGCACAAUGCACUGAUUCAGUAUCAUGUUUUUUUCUGUAUUACAGUAAAAAUGUAUUUUUGUGUUUCGAGUUCCCUCUCACCUUUGUUCUCUUCACUUUAUUUAAAUGGAUAAAUUGUGACGAGUGAACAGCUUUGUGGAAAAAGUCUGCUGUAAUCUUUUUCUGUAUGCUAUUUGUAUUUUUUUAAAUGGUUUGCUUGCAGUUUAUCAGCUUCUUAAUUAACAAAAAUGUGACUCGUUCCCUGCAAUGUGGUUUUCUGCAAACAUAUAGCCAGCAUUGAGUACAAAACCUCUGACCUCUUUGUAUAUAAAUGUUAUUUUAAGGUUCAGUGUGUAGGAUAUAGGGAGAUAUA
Epinephelus lanceolatus (giant grouper) is the source of this 2525-nucleotide messenger RNA. RefSeq names its product somatostatin-like receptor F_48D10.1 (gene sstr5). Gene Ontology annotation, cellular component: neuron projection; plasma membrane. Gene Ontology annotation, biological process: regulation of insulin secretion; cellular response to glucocorticoid stimulus; neuropeptide signaling pathway. Lineage: Eukaryota; Metazoa; Chordata; Actinopteri; Perciformes; Serranidae. Gene Ontology annotation, molecular function: neuropeptide binding; somatostatin receptor activity. The record is from RefSeq and is a predicted model, not a curated record.